Messenger RNA from Notodromas monacha, 1305 nucleotides. Lineage: Eukaryota; Metazoa; Arthropoda; Ostracoda; Podocopida; Cyprididae. The record is from the annotation of a GenBank genome assembly.
AUGACUUCAUCUGACGAUGCUGUAAGACUUCCUGUCGAGCCCGGGAUUCUGCCCCAGACUUCGAGUCUAGGAUUGUCCUUGCGUUCAAGUGCGCUCGAAUGCGGGAAUCCUUCCCCAGAUGAUCAAGCGUCCACUUCGACCAGUGACGACAUGGCACUUGCUUCAGAGAUUUCAAAAAUAAAUCUCAAUCCCUCAUUGCCGACGGAAAAUUGCCGUGAUGAAAAUGCGGAACAAAAGAUGAAUGAACAUCGAAUCGGAACGAAGCACGGGACGUCGGGCGUUGUGGUCUCCUUGAGGGCCAAUUACAUUAAAUUGGAGGAGACGAAGCUUCAGAGUCUUGUGGAAUAUCGCUUGGAUAUCGUCCCACCCGUGGACUCUCGCGCGAUGCGUAUGAAGAUCUGGCGCGGUGUUCGUGGAAGCCUGGGUCCUAAUUACAAGCUCUACGAUGGCGGCAACAAAGUCAUCACGCUGACCGAGUUGGAAUUGAAUUCUGAUGCGAAACGGGAAUUACAUGCCACGGUGAACGAAACAAUUCAUAAGGUCGUCAUCAAGCAAACGCGGGUCAUUCCGAAGGGUUCCAUCGACGCUUUGGCGAUUUACGGAGUGCUGCUGAAACGUAGUAUGCAGUCGGUGAAUUUGCAGCCAGUCGGAAGCGCCAAAGACAACCAGUUCAUUGACAAGUCGCGUCUCCGGGCAUUUGAGCAGCACAUGACGGAAAUGGCACCCGGGUUCAUCAACGUUGUGCAACAGAGAGAAGACGCACUCAUGCUCAGAAUCUUCCCAUUCCACAAAUUCUUCCGCACCGACACCUGUUACGAUCAAAUGGUCCGCAUUAAAGGCACGUUGAAGGACGAAGAAGAACACCAUUUUGAGCAACGAGUGAGAACCCUGUUGUGUGGCAAUGUCGUCAUGACGCGUUACAAUCACAAGACGUAUCGUGUCGACGAUGUGGAUUUCACGAAAAACCCGACUAGUGUGUGGAACGAGGAAACCCGGGAGACGUACGUGGGAUAUUACAAGAGGAAGUACGACUUGGAGAUCAAGAACUUGACGCAGCCUCUUUUAAUUUCUCGGGCGAAAGCCCGAGAUCGACGCAGAGGAGUCGAAUUUUUGCGCUUGAUACCCGAGGUUUGCAACAUGACAGGGAUAAGCGAGCAGAUGAAGAAGGACUUCCGAACGAUGCAUGACGUGUCGUCCACUUUGAAGCGAAAUCCUGAACAAAUGCGGAAAGAAGUGAGGGAUCUUUUGGAAAAGCUGCGGGAAAAUCCGAGUGUUCAAGAAGAUUUCAAGACGUUCAAUGGCUGA